This is a messenger RNA of Nilaparvata lugens (brown planthopper), 5745 nucleotides long. It is a transcript of the gene alpha-Man-Ia, whose product is annotated as mannosyl-oligosaccharide alpha-1,2-mannosidase IA. Gene Ontology annotation, biological process: N-glycan processing; carbohydrate metabolic process. Gene Ontology annotation, molecular function: mannosyl-oligosaccharide 1,2-alpha-mannosidase activity; calcium ion binding. The record is from RefSeq and is a predicted model, not a curated record. The coding region runs from base 120 to 2102 and encodes 660 amino acids. The transcript is spliced from 8 exons. Lineage: Eukaryota; Metazoa; Arthropoda; Insecta; Hemiptera; Delphacidae. Gene Ontology annotation, cellular component: endoplasmic reticulum; Golgi membrane.
CCUGUCAAGUUGCAAUCCUGCCUGCUCUAUUCCCCUUCCAUUGAGAUUUGUUGAGCAGUCAACCAAGAUGGCGUGAUUACUUGUGUCGUGUGUUUUUCGCUGGUGUGAUUGUUUCAAAAAUGGCAACGACUAUUCUUCCAACUUAUCAACGUUUCUUGAAUGGUGUACCAGUUCCAUCUUCUUCAGCACGUAGAGCAUUUAGACCAAGAGAAAAAUAUUUAAUUCUUCUUGUAUUUUUAACUUUUGGUGUAGUAUGUUUUGGUGGAUUCUUUUUCCUGCCAGAGUUUGCAGGGGGUGGCACAGUAAACAGUGUUUUCAAAGUUUAUAAACAUAUGCAAAAAGCUGGUCCUGAAUUAUUAAUACCAGCACCCCCUCAUGGGGAUCAAGUGGACGAAGUUCAAAGUAAUAAAGUAGGUUUAAUUAGACAUGGCUUUGUCGAUCAGAAAGACCCUCAUAAAAUAGAGGAUAAGAACAAACUUCUUGCCAAAAUUAAACUAGAUUUGGAACAGGAUAGGAAACAACAAAAAGUUUUAGAACGACCAGAUUUCAACAUCAACGUACAUGGCAGUGUCAGCUCAUCAAUGAAAACUGAAGAAUCAAAACAAAAACUAGAACAAAUAGGUGAUGUAGCUCAGUUGAUUUUUACCGUUCCUCCAGCUGAUAGUCAUAGAUAUCCCCUUAUCUCUGGAGGUGAGGAUAAGGAUCCAGUUGCUCAAAAAAGAAGGAACAAAGUUAGAGAGAUGAUGAAGCAUGCAUGGGAUAAUUACGUGAGGUAUGCCUGGGGAAAGAAUGAAUUGAAGCCUAUCAGUCGGAGAGGUCACACAGCGAGCAUAUUCGGAUCGGCGAAUCUGGGAGCCACCAUCAUUGACGGCCUGGAUACGCUCUACAUAAUGGGGCUCCACGAGGAAUUCAAACAGGGUCGGGAUUGGAUUGCAGAACACUUAAAUCUAGAUGGUCUAAGCUCAGAUCUGUCGGUGUUUGAGACUAACAUCCGUUUCGUGGGAGGCCUGUUGACGUGUUUUGCGCUAACUGGCGACACAAUGUUCAGAGACAAGGCCGAGCAUGUGGCGCAGAAACUGCUUCCCGCAUUUCAAACGCAAACUGGCAUUCCCAAUUCUCUCAUCAACAUUAAAACUGGGGCGAGCAGGAACUACGGUUGGGCGAGCGGAGGUGCCAGUAUACUUUCCGAGUUUGGUACUCUGCAUCUGGAGUUCAGCUACUUGUCGGAUGUGACCGGUGACCAAACUUACCGCUCCAAGGUUGACCACAUACGACAUGUGAUUCGCUCCUUGGAGAAACCUCGUGGCCUCUACCCGAACUACCUCAAUCCCAAGACUGGAAACUGGGGUCAACAUCACAUGACAGUGGGUGCGCUGGGGGACAGUUUCUACGAGUACCUGUUGAAGGCGUGGAUCCAGAGCGGACGAGAGGACGGUGAGGCACGCCAGAUGUACGAUGACGCCAUGCAGGCUGCCAUCACUCACAUGCUGCGGACGUCGCCCUCCGGACUGCAGUACUUCUCCGACUUGAAGUUCGACCGGCUCGAGCACAAGAUGGACCAUCUCGCUUGUUUCAUAGGCGGUCUACUUGCACUGGGAGCGAAUACAAUGAAAAAUCAGAUGUCGGACAAGUACAUGGAGAUAGCGGCCAGCGUGACGAACACAUGUCACGAGUCGUACAUCCGCACGAAGACGCACCUGGGACCCGAGUCGUUCCGAUUCACCGACUCGGUCGAGGCCAAGGCGCUGCGGUCGUCCGACAGACACUACCUGCUGCGACCCGAGGUCAUCGAGUCCUACUUCUACAUGUGGCGACUCACCAAAGACGAAAAGUACCGCGAUUGGGGAUGGGAUGCUGUCGAAGCGCUGGAGAAGUAUUGCAGGACAUCAGAAGGCUACAGUGGAUUGAAAAAUGUUGACGUCGAAGAUCCAAUGAAGGAUGAUGUACAACAAAGCUACUUCCUAGCUGAAACAUUGAAGUACCUGUAUCUGCUGUUCAGUGAUGACUCGCUGAUCUCGCUGGACGACUGGGUGUUCAACACGGAGGGUCAUCCUCUGCCCAACAAAGGCAACCCGUUCUACAGAGAGGCGGCUUCACCCUAGACCUAGACUGUGCUCUCCAAUGACGUUCCUAAUUCUAGUUGAAAUUAAUGUGAUGCGUGAUCGUCGAGGUCGAGAAUCGUUUCAUUUCACACAGUAGUUGAUACACGCAAAUCGAUCUUACUGCAAUUCAUUGUGAUGUUUGUAUUAUAUAUUUGGUAAUGUAUAAAUACAUUGAUAUUUAUAAAAUCAAUUAUUGUUACAAAAAAUAGGGAAAUUCGUUCUUGUAAAUUUUAAAGGUUUGAUUGAGUAUGUAAAUUAGUAUGAUAAUAAUUAUUGUAGUGUAUUAAAUUUACUGAAUUGUAAAUAACUCGAUACACCAAAUGAACUGCUAAUUUCUCGUAAUGUAGUAAUUUUUAUAUUUCUUUUGUUAUUAUUAUUUUCUUAUCUAACGACGGGUUUGAAGGUACAAUUUAUAGACAAAAAAACUAUUUGUUUGAUAUUGAGGCACUCCUCAUCACAUUGAUGUAUAAUCUAGAUCAAUUGUUUAUACAAUGAAAUGCCCCUAGAGCUUGACGAUGUCUGAUGAUUGAAAUUAAUGUUUCAUUAUUUUGAUCUAUUAAGAAACUUUUCAUAGUAUCUUUCAAUUUUUCGCAAAGUUUAAAAUUACAUUUCCCAAUUAGAGCAAUGUCUAUUCAAACUCUACUAAUUCACUCCUGUUUAUUGAAAAAUGACUUGAAUUCUAUCCAGAAAUUUGAAAACACAUCCUAAGCAUACUUCGAAAUAAUUCGAAAAUAGUAUCCUCGAUUGGAAGUAAAAUGUUGAUAGUAGAACCAUUAUCCCUUGCAUAUUUUUGGGAUAACGCUUUUUAAGUUAUUGAAACAUCACUGUAUGAUACAAUAUAGACAUUACCGUAUUUUUUAUUGAUACAUCACUUAAUAAUUGAUAACUUUUGUUAUUUACUUUGUCAGAUUAACAACUAUUGUUGCUAAUUUAGAAUUAUUCAUGACUUUUAAUAAUGUAAUGUCAUAGUUUUUUUAAUGACAUGGAUAACCUUCUUUAAUAAGGUAUUAAAUACAGAAAUCCCGGCAGUGAUUCUGUUUUGAAUUUGAGAACAGGACAGGAAUGGAAUCUCCAGCUUUCAAAUUUGUGAAAACCUAUUCGAUUGAAUUAUAUUUUCAACAAAAUAGUUAGAUCUUUACAUUCAAAAAGUCUCAUUCAGCAGUCUUUCUGUAAGCUCCAUUCCUCACUCUCAUUCAGUCAAUUAAGAAAAUAUAUCUAUCAUAUAUUAGUGAAAAACGUAAUUGAACUUAUUUUAUUUUUCAAACUAUAAAAUGAUUUAAUGGUACGGUAAAUAAUAUUUGAGUUAGUCCCACAUAAUUACCAAGUUUCAAUAAUGCAUUUAACUUCGAUAAAGUCAAACUAUGACGUAUUAGAAAUGACCUGCUAUUUAUUGGAGAAAAGGGAAUUUCUACUAUCGAUAGAGAGAUGUUUUGGAGAAUGGAACCUUUAGAGAUUAUUUAUCGAACGCACAACUCUAUACUGUAUUGUUUUUAAUCUCUACUCACUGACUGGAUAAAACAUGUUUUGUAACUACUAGGUGACUGCUAUUUUUCAACUUUUCUGGGAAAUGUGUGCCAAAAUUUCAGUCAAUUGAUAUAAUUGUCAUAGAAAAUUACUAGUACCCUUUUAUAAAUAGACUAGUUUUGAACUCGAAACUAGUCGUGUUUAUAUUAAUAAAAUAUAACAAAAGGGUUCUAGUAAUUGUCUAUAAUUAAACAUUCAAUUAACCCUAUUUAACUAUGAUCUAAUAUUAUUUAGGACUAUUAUUCAACUAGUAUUGAUACAUCCUGUUAGCUAUUCUGUACUUGUUAUUUUCAACCCCACGUCGAUCGCACUUACAAACCUCUCUUCUCGGCAAUUUCUUUGACAAUAUACUAUAGUGUCGCACGGUAUGAUCCAUCAUUCAUUUUGCCAUCAUUUCCAGGUUGGUUAAUGCUCAACUUAUGCGUUUAGGUUUUUAACGAAACAAAACAUAAUUUGAUUGUAUUGAAGGAGACGUAGUGGUAUUUUUUCUCCAUAAUAAAAAGAAUAAGACACUCAUGUUGUCAAUGCUAUUAUUGAAAUAAGAAACAAAAACAGUUGGGCUAGCGUGAACCGUUCUGUUUUACCAUGCUCUGAAAAAAACAUCUAUAUAUUUCUAAUUGUUGUGUUUGUGUGUUGUGUAAGUGUGUGUAUGUGUGUGAAACGUUUGAUAAGUCAUGUGUUUGUUGUACUAUAAUAUAUUAUGUUGAUUUAUCUCCAUAGAUUUUAUUUGUUGUUAAUUGCAGUCCGAUAUUAUCAAUUCUCCCCAGUUAUAUUAUUCACAUCCCCUACUAAUCAUUUUGUUGUUGUCUUCCAUUACGGUGUACCUCAAUAUAGAUGCUCAUUCAAAUAUUCUGUUUGAUUAUCUCUUGAAGAUUUUUGAUGAAUUAUAACAGAAUAAUUAUGAAAUUACUAGGCAAUGGCUUCAUCCAAAAUUUGAAAAUUAUCAAAAUUCAACCUAUAUAUACUAUGCCACAUACCUACAAUAUUGAUAUUCUAUUUUGUACGAGUCUUUCUAAUUUGAAGUACCUGUUUUUAUAGUGCAUAUCAAAAUUAUGUAUCCAUAUUUCUAUGUAUUUAAUAACAGUUCAGCAUAUUAAUGUUUCAAUCAAUUAUACAUUCCUUGGUUUCAACUAUGUUCAUUAUUAAUUUGGCAGCUGUACUUUUAAAUUUUUAUAAUGUUCGUUAGUGGCCGUUUACUUUACUCAUUUCUGUCUAGAAUUUCCAAUAAAAGUGUUAUCAAAGGUUCUAAUUUAGUACAAAUUGUUAAUGAAAUUUUUAAUUACCUCGUUCUUUAUGAAAAUUAUAUCCUUUUUGGACUUACAAAUUUUUCCUAUAUAAUCUACAUUCACCGUCCUAUUAUUAGUAGUUUUUGAAUUGAGUACGGUAACGAAACAUUUAAAUUCACCUGUAAUCAGACAAGUGUAUUGAUUUCUUGGCUGGUGGUCAUGCCUACAGUAACUAUAUAACCUGGUUAUUUAGUUACUGUAGUCUUGCCUGUCUACUCCCAAUCUGUUCUAGAUUAUCACUCUGACUUCCAAGAAUGUGUUGAAGGAACCAGAUAAUCAAUACUGAAUAAACAUUAAACUAUUCGAAAAGGAAUAUUUUUUUCAAAUAUUAGAAAGAUAGAUUUAUUCAAUAUUUGCAUAUCAUAAUUAAUUCUUUCAUGAAUAUUCAUUCAACCCAGGAUAAGCAUAGGCCUGAAUAUAUUGAAAAAUUCCAAUGAGCAUUGAAAUUAACAAUAUUCGUUGAAAUAUUUUUGAAAAAAAAUUCUUCGAUAUUCAGAUUUCACUUGAAUUUUUGCAUGUUAUUUUCAUCAUUGUGUCACAAAAACCUAUUAAUUCCUAGUGUAUGUUUUCAGUUGAUUAGAUUGAAGCGUGUAAAUAAUGGGGGAUUUUGCACAGGCUGCUUCGUUAUGCAAUCUUGUCUAUUGUCUGGAUUAGAAUAAUAGUCUGCAAGAUAUAACUGUAGGUGGUUGUGUGAGGUUGUCUAAAUGAUUGCUCAGACUUCCUGGGUUAUAGUCGUUAUGUACAAUAUAUUAUAAAUUAUUAUUUAUUCAUGUACAUUGUUUUGUAUGUAAAUAAUAAAUGAAAUAUGAAUUAUAUAAGUUUGUGAUUUUAUA